AUGUCGGAAUUUGUCAAAGAGUCUAGAGAAAGAACUACAAAUUUGGAGACUGCAGUUCAAGAUCAUGGGAAGGCAAUUCAGAACAUGGAAGUCCAUCUUAGUAAAAUGGCUAUUUCCCUUCAGAUAAUGCAAAAAGGUAAAUUCCCCAGUUGUCUUGAGAAUAAUCCAAAGGAGGAAUGUAAAGCCUUAACAUUAAGGAGUAGGGAAAAGUUGGCCACUCGUUUGAUAAAUGAUGAUGAUGAUGAACCAUUUGAAAAAAAAGUAGAAGAGCUUAAUGAUGAACCUAGUGAAAUGAAAGAACCUAAGGAAGUUGCUAAGGAAGAGCAACCAAAGAAAAAGGCAAGUGAACCAUACCCAUCUUCAGAUAUUUUGUUAAAGAAAAAGAAAUUUGAACAGUAUGAGAUGAUUAGUUUGACAAAGGAAUGUAGUGCAAUCUUACAAAAGAAGCUUCCUCCAAAAUUAAAAGAUCCAGGGAGUUUUACUUUAUUGAAUUGGAAUUCCCCACAGCAGAAGAAACUUGGAUUGAAGAAGGUGAAGCCUAUCACAAUUUCCUUACAAAUGGCCGAUAGAUCUUUAGCAUAUCCUCAAGGUAUUGCUGAAGAUGUUCUUGUUAAGAUGGGCGAACUUAUUUUUCCUGCAGACUUUGUGGUUUUGGACAUGGAGGAGGAUUAUGAGAUUUCCAUCAUUUUGGGGAGACCUUUCUUAGCCAGGGGGAGAGCAAAAAUUGAUGUUGAGGAAGAUUUGACAUGUUUGCUAGUGAUUUCUAGGAUUUAUGAUCGAGAAGUUAAUUAUACUCAAAAUAAGCUAAAAAUGACCAAAUUAGGCUUAAAGGAGUCAAAAUUGAACAAUGGAUCAAAGGGAGUGAAGAAAAUAGAGGAAAAAUACAAUGUUCCAAAGAACAAAGGAGCCUUGCAACACUACAGUAGGAAGCGAGAUUUGAUGCAAAAAGGUAGUAACUACACUUUGGGAUGCAGCAUUGCAACGGUUUAA
This is a messenger RNA of Benincasa hispida (wax gourd), 990 nucleotides long. The record is from RefSeq and is a predicted model, not a curated record. NCBI's taxonomy places the organism in Eukaryota, Viridiplantae, Streptophyta, Magnoliopsida, Cucurbitales, Cucurbitaceae.